Polistes dominula (European paper wasp) is the source of this 1633-nucleotide messenger RNA. RefSeq names its product odorant receptor 47a. Gene Ontology annotation, molecular function: odorant binding; olfactory receptor activity. Gene Ontology annotation, cellular component: plasma membrane. The record is from RefSeq and is a predicted model, not a curated record. NCBI's taxonomy places the organism in Eukaryota, Metazoa, Arthropoda, Insecta, Hymenoptera, Vespidae. Gene Ontology annotation, biological process: sensory perception of smell; detection of chemical stimulus involved in sensory perception of smell.
UCAUAUACAAAUUUGUGCUAUUCAUGUUAGAUUAAGUUGAUUAAAAAUUAUAAUGUCGUAAUAUGUUGUUAAUACACAAAUUUCUCUUUUUCAUUAUUAUAUUAUCGAAGGAAAAUUCACCGUUUCACUGAUAGGAAUUGGUAUUUGUUUUUAAAAUAACUGCGACCUUUUCUUCGACGAGAACAAGUAAAAAUGUUCAAAAGUACUUGGAAAAAAACAAAAAUUGUACAUCUUCACGGUUUCCAAAGUUUUUUUCCUAUUUUCUUCGUUAGUUCCGAACGUAAGAACUUGUCAACUAAAUUAUAGGGUAAUAAGAAAAGGGUUGAUAUAAUUGUAGAGCCAUUAUUUUUUUUUUUUUUAUCAAAGACGUAUUAAGUACUUGAUUAAGGGAAAUUGCAUGGUCGAUAGGCUAGAGAAGAAAAAGAAAGAAAAAAAAAGUAAGAAAGAAAGGAUAGAUAACUGUAUCAUUCAUGUGGUAUUCUAUACCAUUCAAUUGUGUUGUAAUCCAUUAUUAGAGGCUCGUCGUCUAGCAAACCUAUCAAUUUUUCUUACCAAAACUUGCAUGACUUUUUUUUCUGCUACGAACGUCAAAGUUUUCCUCUAGAGUUGAUCGACGGUUCAAGGGCCAGUUUCUCGACAACUUUCGCGCGAAUCAAAUGGAAAAUGACGGAAAAGUAGAGGCACAAUUUUCCACAUUUUUAAAAUUAGUUUUCUACUAAGAAGUAGUAGCUUUAGAAAGUUGUUUGUCGCGUUGCAGGUUAUUGAAUCUUCAUAUGCCAUCAAGGUGUUAACAUGGAACGAACGAUUGCUUCGUAUCUCGGGUAUUUGGCCCUUGCAAGUACGCGAUUCGAUAUUUUUAAUAUAUCUCAUCUACGGAUGUCUCAUCGUGUCUACGAGUUUUCUCGAUCUGUUCGAUCAUUUGUUGGAUUUCGAUUACGUUAUCAAGAACCUUGAAGAAAAUACAUUAAUGUCAACUACUCUUAUAAAGAUGAUCACUUGCAGAAUAAAUAGCCGACCAUUGGCUCGGUUUAUGAAAGAAAUUCAACAAGAUUAUUCCGAUGAAAAUUAUCGAAAUACGAAGGAGAGAUCGAUAUUUAAUAGUUACAACAAAUUAUCGUAUAGAUUUAUCACGAUAACUGUACCAUCGAUGACUCUAGUCCUCGUCACGUAUUUCACUAGAGAAGCUUUAACGUCUGUGCUAUCGGUUAUGUCUAAUUCGACUUUGGAGUAUCAGUUACCUUAUAAAAUAAGACCGCUCAUAAAGCCAAAAGAUUCGAUGAGUUUCUUUCUUGGAUGUAUAUAUCAGAGCCUGUCCAUUCCUCUCAUCAUUUCUGCUUACGUUGGGGUUGAUUGUCUUUUCGCUAGUUUGGCCAUUCACAUAACUGCCCAAUUUGCGAUACUGAAACACAGAAUUGAGGAAAGUUUAAAGGAUAGAGAACGAGGUAUAAGGAAAGUAAUCAUUGAACAUUGUCGUCUCAUCAGAUUGGCAGAAACAUUGGAAGAUAAUUUUACUGCAAUUAUUUUUCAACAAUUAUUAGCGACUACGUUUCAGCUUUGUUUGACCGGCUAUCAGAUGCUCGUGAUACUGAAGACAUCUAUGGGGUAUUUAUCCGUUUUGAGAAAAUUUUUAUAA